AUGAAGAAUCUGAAUGAAGACUCAGGGUCGACGGGAACUACUAAAGUCAUCCUCUCUAAGUUCCCUAAGCGCACUCGGGAGAAAGUUGGCGAACUGAAGAAGAGGGGAGAUCCUAUUUGGACAGUGGAAGAUUUGUUGAAUGCCCUCGACACAGUCGUGGGACAGCUCGAAGUAGACCCAGAUCUCCAUCUCGCUACGCGGAUUAUCAGCCAUGGUAUAGAUCACCACCUGGCAGAAGCUGUGUUAGCCCUGGUUCUUCACCUGAGCAGUGUGGGCAGACAACAUAGCGGUACGGAAAGAUCAGUUCGAGACUUGUCAGGUCACGAUGCAGCGGUAUGGGAAAAUCCCACUAUAGUAGACGCCGAUACCAUCAGGCGAAAAGACGAGAAAGUUAGGGUCGUGAGCGAUUCUAUCCACGCUCAAUAUCCUCAGAAGUCCUAUCAUCCACAGUUACGCGCUAGUAAGGUUUCGGCAGAUUGUCACUCAGAAGAUCAACGUGGCAGAUUCCGUGCAAGAUCUGAUGAUGCAAGCCAAGAAGAUCAAGUACGACUCAUCGGACUGACCGAGUCGAGACGACGUCACCCUCUCAACGCCGUAUAUGAGACUGGAGAAGAACUGUUCUUAGGAACAUGCGACAGUAGAGGUGUUGGUGGAGUUGGCGUCCUCGUCAAUACGAGAACGGCAAAGAACAUCGACUCUUUCGAACAACUUACGACCCGAAUCGGACGUCUGCGGAUGAGAAGAUGUGGCCCAAUACCAGCUUUGACUAUCUUCGUCGCUUACGCUCCAACAUCAAGCUACGAAGAAGAAGUCGAAGCUUUCUAUAUGGACCUGGAGAAGUUCUACCGAGAAGAUCAUGCCUUCUACAAGGUCAUAAUUGGCGAUUUCAACGCUAAGGUUGGCCCAAGAAGAACGCCGGAGGAACUUCACAUCGGGACCCACGGCCUACAAUGGAAUGACCAGGGGAAGAGACUCUCCGAGUUCAUCAUGACGACUAAGACCAUCCAUCGGCAACUAUCGUCCAAUCUGCCUACUGUCCGUCAUCUACAAGCUCUUUACAAGAGUGAUCCUUAA
This is a messenger RNA of Necator americanus (New World hookworm), 1074 nucleotides long. RefSeq lists its product as uncharacterized. NCBI's taxonomy places the organism in Eukaryota, Metazoa, Nematoda, Chromadorea, Rhabditida, Ancylostomatidae. The transcript is spliced from 3 exons. The coding region runs from base 1 to 1074 and encodes 357 amino acids. The record is from RefSeq and is a predicted model, not a curated record.